Danio aesculapii is the source of this 6225-nucleotide messenger RNA. RefSeq names its product SLIT-ROBO Rho GTPase activating protein 3 (gene srgap3). Gene Ontology annotation, cellular component: cytoplasm. Gene Ontology annotation, molecular function: protein binding. Gene Ontology annotation, biological process: signal transduction; negative regulation of cell migration. The coding region runs from base 470 to 3754 and encodes 1094 amino acids. The record is from RefSeq and is a predicted model, not a curated record. Lineage: Eukaryota; Metazoa; Chordata; Actinopteri; Cypriniformes; Danionidae. The transcript has 22 exons.
CGCUGAGAUUGUAAUGCAACGGAGCCCAAUCAAGCCCAGAUUAUGCCAUCUCAGCUCUCGCUUCCAGCGCACGCGGACAUGAGGACCACAUAAACGGGAUGGGCACAGAAACAACGCCGUUCUACUGAACCCGCUUGUUGUAGGCAGGAAUUGUAUUUUCUUCAGUCACUUCAGAUGGCAGAUCUUGAGCAAGGAGGAGCAGCCUCUCCCCGAGCCCAGCAGCUCUUCUGAACGCGAGGGAUCGGAUCCGAGAAAGCGCAGGUGUUUUCGGGGGGCUUUUGGCUGCCCUUGUGCUAGUCUCCGAGGAGGAGAGUGUCCAGAUUAUCAGCCGAUGUGCUCUGAAGGACACUUCUGAUAGUAACUGGCGAGGAAGAAGGUGGUAAAAAAAGCUGCUAACUGUGACAGUCGGGAGCUCGCGCGCAAGGCUCAACAUAUCACUGGAUUCUACGUGUAUACCUCAAAAAGAAAAAUGUCAUCUCAGACGAAGACUAAGAAAGACAAGGAGAUCAUUGCGGAGUAUGAGACGCAAGUCAAAGAGAUCCGUAAUCAGUUGGUGGAGCAGUUCAAGUGCCUGGAGCAGCAAUCAGAGGCUCGGAUCCAGCUGUUGCAGGACCUGCAAGAGUUUUUCCGGCGUAAGGCAGAGAUUCAGCUGGAGUAUUCGCGCAGUCUGGAGAAACUGGCCGAGAGGUUUUCCUCAAAGAUCCGUGGCCCUAGGAAAGAACAACACCUCCUCUCUUCGGUAAACUGCUGGUAUCUGGUUUUGAACCAGACUCGGAGAGAAAGCAGGGAUCACGCCACACUGAACGACAUCUACAUCAAUAAUGUGAUCGUUCGCCUGGCUCAGAUCAGCGAGGAUGUCAUCCGGCUCUUUAAAAAGAGUAAAGAAAUUGGCAUUCAGAUGCACGAGGAGCUGGUGAAAGUGACGAACGAGCUGUACACUGUGAUGAAGACGUAUCACAUGUACCACACAGAGAGCAUCAGUGCCGAGAGCAAACUGAAGGAUGCUGAGAAACAAGAAGAGAAGCAAUUUAGCAAAUCUGGAGACCUGAAUGUCAACCUCCUGCGCCAUGAGGACAGACCUCAGCGCCGCAGCUCGGUUAGGAAGAUCGAGAAGAUGAAGGAGAAGAGGCAAGCCAAGUACUCCGAGAACAAACUGAAAUGCACGAAAGCCCGCAAUGACUACUUACUGAACCUGGCAGCAACCAACGCAGUGGUAGCGAAAUAUUACAUCCACGACGUCUCGGAUAUGAUUGAUUGCUGUGACCUCGGCUAUCAUGCUAGCUUGGCGCGCACAUUAAGGACGUAUCUGUCAGCUGAGUAUAAUCUAGAGACCUCUCGCCAUGAAGGUCUGGACAUCAUUGAGAAUGCAGUGGACAACCUGGACCCUCGCAGUGACAAGCACAAGAUCAUGGACAUGUACAAUCAGGUCUUCUGUCCACCCAUGCGCUUUGAGUUUCUGCCGCACAUGGGAGAUGAGGUGUGCCAGGUUAGUGCCCAGCAGCCCGUGCAGACUGAACUUCUGAUGCGUUUCCACCAGCUGCAGUCCCGAUUGGCCACGCUCAAAAUUGAGAACGAGGAGGUACGCAAGACCUUGGACGCCACCAUGCAGACCUUACAAGACAUGCUGACAGUGGAGGACUUUGAUGUGUCAGAUGCCUUCCAGCACAGCCGAUCCACAGAGUCCAUUAAAUCUGUGGCUUCAGAGAGUUACAUGAGCAAGUUAAACAUCGCAAAGAGACGAGCCAAUCAGCAGGAGACAGAAGUCUUCUACUUCACUAAAUUCAAGGAGUACCUGAACGGCAGUAACCUCAUCAUUAAGCUGCAGGCCAAGCAUGACCUGCUGAAACAGACUCUGGGGGAAGGAGAAAGAGCUGAAUGUGGAACUACAAGACCCCCAACCCUCCCCCCGAAACCACAGAAAUUGCGGAAACCGAGGCCUCGUUCCAUCUAUAACCAUAAGCUGUUUAACGGCAAUAUGGAAAGUUUCAUUAAGGAUUCAGGUCAAGCCAUUCCUCUGGUGGUAGAGAGCUGCAUUCGAUACAUCAAUCUAUAUGGCCUGCAACAGCAAGGCAUAUUCAGAGUUCCUGGAUCUCAGGUGGAAGUCAAUGAUAUUAAAAAUUCAUUCGAAAGAGGUGAGGACCCUCUGGUGGAUGAUCAGAGCGAUCAUGACAUCAACUCAGUAGCAGGUGUGCUCAAGCUGUAUUUCCGAGGGCUGGAAAAUCCUUUGUUCCCCAAGGAACGCUUCCUGGAUAUGAUCUCCACCGUCAAGCUUGAAUCGUCUGCAGAAAGAGCCCACCACAUCCAGCAGAUCAUUGUUACCCUUCCUCGCACCAUCAUCAUCGUCCUGCGUUACCUGUUUGCUUUUCUCAAUCAUCUGUCCCAGUACAGCGAUGAGAACAUGAUGGAUCCGUAUAACCUGGCCAUCUGUUUCGGACCCACUCUGAUGCCCAUCCCCGAUGGUCAGGACCCCGUGGCCUGUCAGGCACAUGUUAACGAAGUCAUCAAGACCAUCAUCAUGCACAAUGAGAUCAUCUUCCCUAGCCCGCGCGAGCUGGACGGCCCCGUCUAUGAGAAGUGCAUGACUGGAGGAGAGGAGUACUGUGACAGCCCUCACAGUGAACCAGGCACCAUUGAUGAAGCUGACAACUGCACCGAACCACACACAAGCGAUGACGAAGUGGAGCAAAUUGAAGCCAUUGCUAAGUUCGACUACAUGGGUCGGACUCCUCGAGAGUUGUCUUUCAAAAAAGGUGCAUCCCUUUUACUGUAUCAUCGUGCGUCUGAGGACUGGUGGGAGGGCAGGCACAAUGGAGUGGACGGCCUUAUUCCUCACCAAUAUAUUGUAGUACAAGAUCUGGAUGAUGCGUUCUCUGAUAGUCUGAGUCAGAAGGCUGACAGCGAGGCCAGCAGUGGACCUAUACUGGACGAUAAAGCCUCAUCCAAAAACGAUCUGCACUCCCCAUGUGAACCUUCGGCUGAUUACAACUUCAGCGGGGUCAUGGGCCGGGUGAGGUUGCGUUCGGAUGGCUCUGCUGUUCCUCGACGCCGCAGUGGCACAGACUCUCACAGUCCUCCUCGGGACACCCCGCCACGGGCCGCCGCUUGUCCCAGCAGCCCUCAUAAGGUAGCCAUCAGCAGGAGCCACAUCGAGAGCCCUGAGAAGAGACGUUUGGGCACGUUUGGCAGUGCCGGCAGCAUUAACUACCCAGAGAGAAAGAUCUACCCUGAAGGUCACCCGCUCAGACCUGUGCCUGGAGCAACAAGACACAGCAGCCUCGGGGACCACAAAUCCUUGGAAGCCGAGGCUUUAGCUGAGGACAUCGAGAAAACGAUGAACACUGCACUUCAUGAGCUCCGCGAACUAGAGCGCCAAAACACGGCCAAACAAGCUCCCGACGUGGUUCUGGACACCUUAGAACCGCUCAAGAACCCAGUGAGCUCCGAACCAGCGAGUCCCCUACACACCAUCAUGAUCCGAGACCCCGACGCGGCCCUGAGGCGCAGCAGCAGCUCCACCUCAGAGAUGAUGACCACCUUCAAACCGGCUCUGUCUGCCAGGCUGGCUGGAGCCCAGCUCAGACCUCCACCCAUGAGACCCGUCCGGCCUCCGCCAACACAGCACCGCUCCAGCAGCUCCAGCUCCUCCGGGGUGGGAAGCCCGGCCGUCACGCCAACUGAAAAGAUCUUUCCCAACAACCCAAGCAAUGCUGCGGCUUCCUCUGCCAAUUCAGGAGAGAAACCUGGAACCAUGUAGCCCACGGUUUACAUAUGUUGGUGAAGGCUGAGCAGGUCUAUGAUGGAAAUCAAGUUCAGGAGUGGUUUUUGUUACUUUUCUUUGUUUCGGAGCCCUGAAGUGUUCUGGAGGUCAGCAUGUGAAGAUAGAAGUCGAGUCGGCUCAGGUGAUUUCCCAUUUUUAUUCAUCAUUUUUGAAUGAAACAAAAAGCCUAAAAUGAAAGGAAAACCUUAAGACAUUUCCAAGAGUAAAUUUCAUUCAUAUUAAUCUUUUUUUUAAUCAAUAAUAAUGAUUAGUUUUACCUCAGAAUUAAUAUUACGUUCCUUUUUUUGCCACCUUCUUAUUUUGAACUGAGGAGGAUUAAAGGAGUGGUUUCUAUUCGUUUCUCUCUGCACUGGUUGGUCAGAGGGUUCUGUACUCUCAUUGGAGGACUGAUCUAACAAGCCCUUCCCUCCAGAACUGGAACGUGUGUGUAUAUAUAUAAUAGAAAAGCAACUGUCACUUAAAGACAGUCUAGCCUUUGAGCUGUUGUAAAUAGAGAUAUACUGUACUUGAAUUGUAAUGCCUUUGGUUUGUAGAUUAAGCGAUAUACUUCUAAGUAACGAAAUAGCCGAGCUGUAUACAUAUAUGAGAUGCAGAAAACCCAAUAUACCAACUAAUUGUAAGAAACCUGUGGUAAAAUAGUAGAUUUACUUGUAUAUACAUUUUGGGGUAGAUUCUUUUUUUAUGUGUCGAUCUUGUACAGCCGAGGACAAGAGCAGGCAAGGAGACUAGAACGACAACAUUUGCGACCAGUAAGUAAACAAAUGAUGUUAUCUACAGUCUGAGCCAUUCGUAUUAGUUUGGGGAGUGUUUUAACUUUUCUUCCCCCCCCCAAAAAAGCAUCAGUGGAUUUUCAGUGUUUCAUUCUUGAUGGCAUUCACAUGAGCUCUGUGCAAGGAUUCAUACUGGAAGUUAGAAUAACCUAAAAAUAACCAAAUGGAACGCAAGUGCUUUAAAACACUGAAUUGGUAGGGGAAAUUUGAUUAAUUAGCAUUAAAAUAUUAACAUAGCAAAUUUACAAAAGAAAACACAAAAUACAGGUCACAUUUUCAUAUGCAAAAAAUGCUUUCAUCAUUUUUCAUAUUGUUUUUAAGAUGAUUUAGACAUGUUUUUGUGAGGUUCAACCAACAACAGUCUUGUUUAUAUCAGAUAUAUGACGCCAAGCAUAUUGUCCUGUGCAAAAGGUGAUGAAUUUGAAUUCAUAUUGCAGGUUCUUUGGUGAGAACUGAUCUCUCAGUCAUCCACCUAAAAACACUUGUCAGACAUGCUGUAUGGUGCAAAGUAAAUCAUAUUUUCCAGUGUUAUUAAUGAUAUAAAUCCAUACCACAUUCUCUCUACUAGUCAGGUCCACACCUUUCCAUUCAUUCAUUCAUUCAUUCAUUUCCUUUGGCUUAGUCCCUUUAUUCAUCAGAGGCUGGCAAAACAGAAUGAACCGCCAACUUAUCCAGCAUAUGUUUUACACAGCGGAUGCCCUUCCAGCUACAACCCAUCACUGGGAAAGAUCCAUACAAUCUCACAUUCACAUACACUAUGGCUAAUUUAGUUCAAUUCACCUAUACUGCAUGUCUUUAGACUGUGGGGGAAACCAGAGCACCGGGAGGAAACCCACAAGAACACAGGAAGAACAUGCAAACUCCACACAGAAAUGCCAACUGACCCAGCCGGGACUUGAACCAGUGACCUUCUAGCUGUGAGGCGACAGUGCUAACCACUGAGCCACCGUGUUGCCCCCAAACCUUUCCUUUUAUCUUAAAAAUGAAGUAGCCUUGACAAUAAUAUAGUACAAAACAAAUCUAAAAGUAGUUCUCAGUUUAUAUGUAAAAUAUAUUUACGGAUAUAUUUUGAUAUUUUGCUUUUGGGAUUAGACUGUAAAAAUGCUGGGUUCCAUGCAAUUUGUGUUGAGAAAACAUGAAGGAAUUAAGUUAACUUCAUUUUUUUAUACAAAUUUAAGUGGAUUGAACGUAAAACAAUUAAGUUGUCCUAAAAAAAAAUCAAGAAUUAUGUUGUUUCAGCUCAUUUUAUAUAAGUACCCAGCAGGCACACAACAUCAUAAGACAUUAAAAUUAGGUUAGAUUUAGGUUAUGACAUCAGGUGACCAAAUUUCAAUAUCUAGGCAACGUUAUCCAAAAUCAACAACAAAUUACGUUGAUAUUUGGUUGAUUUUAGGUUGUGUUGGAAAAUGACCAAAAUCCAAUGUCUGAUAGAUGUCAGAGUGGUAACAUCCACACAAUGUCAAGGUGUAACAUGAUUAGACAUUAAUAUUUGGUUGAUUUUAGGUUGAUUUUACCUUAGACAUUGACGUCGGUCUGACAUUGGGAUGUCAACCCGAUUUUAAAUUCCCACGACGUUGGGGUACAGCGUCAAUAAGACGCCAUGUUGACAUUCUGUGCUUGCAGGGUAGUUUGAACAAAGAGCAAGCGUCAUUUUAUUUAGUGUAUCCUGUUAUCAUU